AUGGAAAUACAUUCACCCCACACCCCUCUUUACACUCUCUCUCUCUCUCUCUCUUACUCUCUCUCUCUCUCUCUCUCUCUCUCUCUCUGUAACCCCUUCGGGUCACUUGCUUUCUGUUUUGGCGUAAUUUACGCAUGUGUUCCUCUUUUCGCCUCUUUUCUGCUUCCACUUCUUGCAGACGCUUCAGUUCGCGCGCCAGCUCCUCUUCCUCCAGACGACGUCGUUCUUCUUCUUGCUGUUGAAGCGGAGGAGAGAAGGAAAUGGAAAGAAAAACGCUCUCUCUUUCCACUUCUCUCCCUUUCCACCUCUCUCUCUCUCAUUCCACCUCUCUCUCUCUCUUUCCACCUCUCUCUCUCUUUCCACCUCUCUCCCUCUUUCCACCUCUCUCUCUCACUCUGUCUCUUUCCACCUCUCUCUCUCUUUCCACCUCUCUAUCUCUCUUUCCACCUCUCUAUCUCUUUUCUCUUUCCGCCCCUCUCUCUCUUUCUUUCCAGCUCUCUCUCUUUCCACCUCUUUCCUUCUCUCUUUCCACCUCUCUCUCUCUCUUUCCACCUCUCUCUCUCACUCUCUCUCUCUCUCUCUCUUUCCACCUUCCCGUGA
Acanthosepion pharaonis is the source of this 600-nucleotide messenger RNA. NCBI's taxonomy places the organism in Eukaryota, Metazoa, Mollusca, Cephalopoda, Sepiida, Sepiidae. The record is from the annotation of a GenBank genome assembly.